AUGGCCGAAGGAGAACCUGUUCCGAACGAUGCUCUUGUCCAAAUGAUGACCGCAAUGAGAGAGGAGCUGAGGAACAUGACUCAACAAAUGGGAAAUAUUCGUCAAGAACUCGGAGCAAGAAUAGAUCGAGUUGAGGCACAACCAAGGAGAGCCCCAGUUCGAGGAGCACAAGUGCAAGCCGGUGACGCGAGUGAUGAUGAAGAGAUGCCCGAACUAGAGGAUGAACUUCCACCUGAUCCUCUUCAGCAUCGACAGCAGAGGAGACCGGAUCCUCUAAGAAAAAAUCCAGAUAGAGUAGUAGAUGCCCGAGAACAAACCCAUGAUCUCAAGCUAACACCCCCUACUUUUGCAGGAAAAUCGGAUCCCGAAGCAUACAUGGAUUGGGAGAGGCGACAAGAGCACAUCUUUGAGUGCUAUGGCUAUGCUGAACGCAAGAAGGUGGCUGUUGCGGCUGCACAGCUCACUGAUAAUGCCUUAGCGUGGUGGGACAGAAACGUAGCCGAGAGAAGGAGGCAACGUUUUGGACCAGUCGUCACUUGGAGCGACAUGAAAUUCCUCCUACGACUUAGAUAUGUACAUGAACACUAUCAUAGAGACUUACAAAAGCGUUUUCGCAAAUUGUCUCAGGGAAACCGAAGCGUAGAUGAGUAUUUUGAGGAGUUUGAGAAGCUGAUGAACUCGUUGGAGUUAGAAGAAUCGGAGGAAGCCUUGAUGGUGCAGUUCAUCGACGGUUUACAAGAGAGAAUAGCAAGAAAGGUCGAGAGAGCUCAAUAUAGUGGGUUACACGAGCUAUUGCAUCUUGCCAUUCAAGUGGAGCAGCAAUUCAAGCGCAAGACCGCUCUUACCAGCCGCAACCGCACGAGCCAACCAUGGAACGCCAGCAGCUCUAAGCCGGUAGACAAAGGCAAAGCCGUGAAGAUUGAAUCGAGAUUCAAAGGCAAAAGCACCGAGGCUCCCAAGUUCAACCGAGCCGAGCAAGGUAAGCCCUCUAACCCCACCUCAAGGACUCGUGACAUAACGUGUUUUAGGUGUCAAGGCAGGGGUCACAUGUCAAGGGAGUGCCCAAAUCAGCGAGUCAUGAUCAUUACCCCUAGUGGUGACUAUGAAUCGCAAGAUGAACAAGAAGAUGAAUUUAACGACAUGGAGGAGGAGGUUGAAUAUCCGGAUACUGGUGAACUCUUAGUGACUCGCCGAGUGCUAAGCAUCCUAGUUCACCCUGAGGAAACAGCCCAAAGAGAGAACAUAUUUCAUACUAAAUGCACCGUCAAAAACAAGGUAUGUAACCUUAUCAUAGAUGGCGGUUCAUGUACUAACGUGGCUAGCAAAUAUUUGGUGGACAGAUUAGGUCUUGAGAAGACAAAGCAUCCUCGCCCUUACAAAUUAACGUGGCUGAACGAUCAGACCGAGCUCAAGAUCUCUGAGCAAGUAUCCGUACCUUUCAGCAUCGGCAAGUAUCAUGAUCAAGUCACUUGUGACGUGGUGCCAAUGCAAGCAGGGCACCUAUUACUCGGUAGACCGUGGCAAUUCGACCGAGCCACAACCCACAAUGGCCGCACCAACCAUUAUUCUUUCAUGCACAAGGAGCGUAAGUAUAAUCUUGCACCUCUAAGCCCCACCGAGGUACAUGAAAUGCAAGUGCACAUGAACAAAGAAUCCGAGCUAAGUAAAAACAGUCUUUAUUUAUCAUCUAGUGAUGUUUAUAAAACCAUGAGUGCCAAUGGCACCGUGCUACUAAUGAUGUUUAAAGAGUGUCUAAGCGCAGGUCUAGGUGACUCUGAGAUACCACUUGAAGUGCAAGCUAUUCUGAACAAGUUUAAGGAUGUAUUUCCCGAAGAGAUACCACCAGGAUUGCCACCACUUCGUGGAAUAGGGGAUUCAGCCUUGCCCAACAAGCCAGCUUAUAGGAUGAACCCUGAGGAGACUAAAGAGCUAGAGAGACAAGUACGAGACCUAAUGGAUAAGGGUUAUAUCCGUGAGAGUCUCAGUCCUUGUGCUGUGCCGGUUCUCUUAGUACCAAAGAAAGAUGCCCAAGAUGCAGCUUUUGAAGCCAUGAAGAGCCGAUUAACACAAGCACCUGUCUUACCCCUACCAGACUUUGACGAGAUGUUUGAGGUGGAGUGUGAUGCUUCAGGGGUGGGAAUUGGAGCUGUACUACACCAAAGAAAGAGACCAGUGGCAUUCUUCAGUGAAAAACUCAGUGGAGCCACACUAAAUUAUCCCACCUACGACAAGGAAUUAUAUGCCUUAGUCCGAGCAUUGGAGACCUGGCAGCAUUACUUGUUGUCCAAGGAAUUCAUUAUUCAUACUGAUCACGAGACUUUAAAGCACUUAAGAGGAAAAACCGCACUUAAGAGACGCCAUGCUAAAUGGUUGGAGUUCAUAAAGACUUUUCCUUAUGUGUUCAAGUACAAGAAGGGACAAGAGAAUGUGGUGGCCAAUGCACUCUCAAGAAGGCAUACAUUGAUAUCUACUAUGGAGGCCAAGGUACUCGGCUUUGAGCAUAUCAAGGAGCUCUACAAAGAAGAUCCCGAGUUCAGAGAAGCUUAUCAAGGCCAUGGCAAGGGAGCUUAUACCUCAUAUCACCUACACGAUGGGUUUCUCUUCCGAGACAAGAGACUAUGUGUUCCACAAGGGUCUUUGAGGGAGCUAUUGCUGAAGGAAGCACACGGUGGAGGUCUCAUGGGUCACUUUGGAGUGGACAAGACAUUAGCCGUAAUCGCUGACCAUUUCUUUUUGCCGCACCUCAAGAAAGAUGUGGGGAGACACUGCUCACGAUGUGUUACUUGUCAUAAAGCCAAGUCCAGGUUACAUCCUCAUGGUCUAUAUUUACCUUUACCUAUCCCUAACGCACCAUGGGUGGAUAUUUCUAUGGAUUUUGUACUAGGCUUACCCAAGAUCAGGCACAAAGACUCGAUCUUUGUUGUUGUUGAUCGCUUUUCAAAAAUGGCGCACUUCAUACCCUGUGACAAGACUAAUGAUGCCACACAAACCGCGGAUUUGUUCUUUAAAGAGGUGGUGAGAUUACAUGGAGUGCCAAGAACGAUUGUCUCUGACCGAGACUCUAAGUUCUUAAGCCACUUUUGGAGGACCCUUUGGAGAAAGCUUGGCACCAAGCUUCUAUUCUCUACAACUUGUCCUCCUCAAACGGAUGGGCAAACUGAAGUGGUAAACCGUACACUAUCUACUUUACUUAGGGUCACUCUUGGUCGAAAUUUGAAAACAUGGUUAGAUUGUUUACCUUUCAUUGAAUUUGCUUAUAAUCAUGCUACUCACUCGGCUACUAAGAUGUCUCCUUUUGAAGUUGUGUAUGGAUUUAAUCCACUGACGCAUUUAGAUCUCUCUCCAAUACCCCAAGCUGAACAAGUUAAUCUAGACGGCCUCAAGAAAGGAGAAUUUGUGAAAAAGAUACAUGAAAAGGCCCGAGAUAACAUAGUGAAGAAAACGGAGGAAUACAAAAGGAGAGCUGAUAAAGGACGCAAGAAACUUGUAUUCAAACCAGGAGAGUGGGUCUGGCUACAUAUGAGACCAGAAAGGUUCCCACAGCAAAGGAGUUCCAAGCUUGCCCCUCGCGGAGAUGGACCCUUCAAAGUGCUGGAAAAGAUCAAUGAUAACGCCUACCGACUAGAACUUCCAGGUGAAACAGUUUUGAGGACAAAACCUCUUGAAGAGGGAGGGAAUGAUGAGGCCAUCGAACCAUCACCAGACCCAAAGAUCGUUCCCGAGCUCAAAGAAGCACCAAUGACCCGUUCCAAAGCAAGGAGGCUUAGAGAAGGGUUCAACUUGGCCGUGGAAUCAUUACUACGUACCAUGGAACUUGGAGAUGCAUUCAAAACCGAGAUUCAAGAGCAAUACACGCGAGACAGCCCCAAAGGACCCGAUUUAGACAUAAUGGAGGGUUUCGCGCGUUUGAGCCUCAGAGAGAACCAGCCCCAACCAGAACCAGGUAUACAUGUUUACUUGGCAGGAAAUGGAGCACGGAACACCAAGAAUCUUGAAGAGACCGCAUUGGAUCCUCAAGAUACAACCGUUUCAAGACUCGGAGCCGAUAGCGAGCAAAUGAGACAAGAAGAGGAACAUGAAGUGGGACGCGUGAAGAAACUUGAAGAACUCGCAGGACACAACGUUAGCAGGACUCUAGACGAAGAAAACAUCAAGACUAACGAAGAAAACCUCAAGACUAACGAGCUACUCAACGACGUAACCAGCAAGCCCACGACCGGCCGUAACCAGGUAUUUUCCACUUAUACGAUUUGUGCAGGUAACAUGGGAGUAUCCUAG
Eutrema salsugineum is the source of this 4278-nucleotide messenger RNA. RefSeq lists its product as uncharacterized. Bases 1 to 4278 code for a protein of 1425 amino acids. NCBI's taxonomy places the organism in Eukaryota, Viridiplantae, Streptophyta, Magnoliopsida, Brassicales, Brassicaceae. Gene Ontology annotation, biological process: DNA integration. Gene Ontology annotation, molecular function: zinc ion binding; nucleic acid binding. The transcript has 3 exons. The record is from RefSeq and is a predicted model, not a curated record.